AAGAGGCGCCAAUGCUUGGCCUGCACAGCAGCAAUACCAAAACAAACAUCAAGCCACCGGUGUAGCUGUCAAGCAACCAAACAACCGAGCAGUCAAACGGCGAAGCAACCAACCACACCAACAGCGGGGACAUGGUAGGCCGCCAGCAGCAACUCGAGCAGACGUCAAACCAACAAGUUACCAAACAGCAGACAAACCAGACAACUGCAACGGCAAUAGCAGCAGCUGCAGCAACAACAAAUUCAAUAUUAAUUUGCCAUCCAAGCGCAUGGACACUUACGUAGCGACGCAAGGCUUUUCAUUUCUUCAGUUUGUUAACGAAACGCAAACGAUGCAGACGCGUCUUAACGGUAGCUAAAGGCGAACAAGCAACCGAGUAACUAAAGUAAUCGCUUUAAAAGAGAUAAAAAAUUAAAUAUUUGUAAUUUGUGUGUGCAAAUGGACUGGACUAGUUGCAAGUUUACAUAGAAAAAUUUGAAGUUGAUUGGAAAACUGCUUUUAUGGAAUACUUUUAAAAAGUGUUACUUUGCGUUUGAUGUAUUAAUUAAUCUUAAGUGGCAACAAAAAAACUUAAACUUACUCAAAAAAAAAAAAUAAAAUAUACAUUAAUGAUAAACAAAGAAAAAACGAUGAAGUAGAAAAACAAAUCUCUAUGGACAGCUAAUGCGCUAAAAAGAAAGCAAAAGCAUUGAAAACAGUAGCAACGAAAAAAUAUGCAAACAGCAAGAAGCGUGUAGAUACAGUAAAAAUAAAAACGCACAACUCGAAAAAGUAGGUGAAAUUCAAACGGAAAUUGCGAAAAAUUGAAUUUAUUAGUAAAAACCGCAAGUUCUUCGCGCAAUUGUAUGGUUUUUGAAAUUUGCAAGUGAAAUUCCCUUCAACUACUAAAAAGUUAAAAAACAAAAACUGAAGUGUUCGACAUUUUUAAACUUACUAUUGGCAAUUAAAUUAAUUUUCCGGUGAUUUAAUAAAAAGAAAAUCGGAAAUAAUCAACAACCGGACACAUUUACUGAGAUUUCGUAAUUUUGCUUUUUGGUUUCGAAAGCUUGGCACGUACUUGAGUUUAUGGCCCAACAAUGACUCCACAGCAACAACAACGACAAAAAGUGGUAUUCACGACCACACCAACACGCACGCUUAUUGCCGCCUGCAUCUGUGUUUGCUUGUUUGCGCAUGCGCAAGCAGCUGACAAAUGGUCACGUCAACUGGAACCGACAUCACCCGGUAUAUCGGACUCGUUUGAUUGGGUGCCGUUAGCACAGCCGGUGGACAGCUCGACGGCCAAAGAUCGUUCGGCAAAUGCGCGCGUACUCACCUAUUCGCAGGCUUUUCCACCAAAUGGACGCUUCGGUGAUCUGCCAAAGCCACACAAUCCAGCUUCCACGCAACAACAGCGUCAACAGCAGCAGCAACCAUUCGAUUUUCCAUAUCAAUUUCAGCGUUUCGUAAAUCCGCCACCGGCCGCACGUCCACAAGUGGGUUCGCCUUUUGGCACACCACCGAAAGCUGCUUCCGCAUUGCAAGGUGGCGAGCCCACUUCGCAGUCCUUCUUCAAAUUUGAAAUGCCAUUCCGUACUGAUGGCAGUAAUCGUGACCCAGCCGCCGGUCCGGGCUCACUACAGACGGGUUAUCAAAUUCAGCAUACCUUUGGUGGUGGCGCGCAAGCAACACUUUUUAGUUCGCCGCUCUUUAAUCAACAACCCGUAUUUCCACCAGAAUUCCAUCCCAUACCACAAAAACCUGUACAGCAGUCUUUGCAGAAACCACUGCCACAACAGAAUUUCAUCGAGGAUAGUUUCCCAUCUAAGAAUAUUUACCACGAGUCCAAGCCGAAUCCCACGCAGCAAUCUCUACAAAGCGUCACACCGCAAGUCUUCCCCGCGGAUCCGGAACUGGAUCAUUUCUUUGAUUUGAACAAGCCACAGAGCUCAUUCAACGCACCACUGCCCUCAUAUCAGCAAUCCGCGACCGCACCAACGGCACCCUUCCAGCAAACUGCACCUACAGCUCCGUCCUCGGUGCAAAGCAGCAACGCUGGCAGCUCACAAGAUGUGCAGUUGUUGUAUGUACCAUAUGAUACGCUGUAUAACCAACAGAAGCCCGACUCACAGGCUUUCGAGGUGAACAAGUAUAAUGUCAACCCUUUGCCGACGGUUAACCCAUUCCAAAUCAAUCAAUUCUAUACACAAGAUACACUAGGCUCACUCGACCAACAGAAUUACUUUACACCAACCACAAGCACGAGCACAAGUCGUCCCAAAACUACGACCCUUAAGCCAACUACUAUUUUCCAGAACUUUGCUAACCCUCAGCAACAACAACUCACCACACCCCGUCCAAAACCAAAGGCACAUCAACCCCCGCUCGCCAUGUUCUUAGUACGCAAUACGGCACGACCCACACAAUCGGAUGUUGUGUCCGCUUUACGUCACUCCAAUACCAUUUCCGUGGUUGAUGCACCUACCAAGAAGAUUCCAGAGAUAUUUGUCGGCCCCGCUGGCAUGUCUACCCCAGAUGGCUACGUUAAGUUUGAUCUACCUUAUUUGUCGCAGCUCACACAGACACGUGAGUUGCGUGAGAUACCAUUUUUUGUGGCACCACUGAGUUACCGUACACCAAGCGGUUUCAAUAAGAUUCUCUUGCCCGAACCCCAUGUGGGCUCCAUUGUGAUUAAUCUCGCUAAAAGUGGCAGCUCGACUCAGGAACAGAUUAUCAGUCAACCGGCUAAGCCAAACGUUGUUUAUAGCCAAAAUGAUAUCAAUCAAUAUCAGCCACCUCAACCCACCCAGCGAGUUCGCCCGCAACGUGUGAAGCAGCCCGCGGCCACAAAAGAUUAUUACCCUGCUUUAAAUGAGCCGUUGCAAAAGAAUCGCGAUCAAUUCGAGGUUACGACACAACGUGCAACGUUGGCCCCAACACGCGGCAACAAAUUCAACUACUUUUAUAACCAAGAUGCUAUACAUGAGAUAAGCUCACCAAAGGUUACCAAACAUGAUCGCCCGAAGAAGAAGCGCCCACAGCACGUGCAACAACAGCAACCCAUUGAACAACCAGCUUUCACGCAAACCAUAAAUAAUCCAUAUGCUCAAUUCCAACCACAACCCAACCAGAUAAUCAACGACGACAUCUAUAAGGUGCAACCUAACCGUCCUGCACCGAUCGCUUCGUCGACCAGCAAGACGACUACCACCACUAGCACAACUUCAACGACUGCAGCGCCAGCGCACACCUUCUUCACAUUUAAUCCCAACGGACAACUUGAGUAUCAAAAUACUAACGGCCCCCUCUACUCUUUUGGCGAUCUACCAAAGGAACCAGUUGAGGAGCAAUUACCACGCUUUACCACACGUCCACCUACGAGCACUACACCAGAGGAGGAAUAUCGUAUGAAACAAUAUUUCCGUCAACAAGAGGCUUUCCGUAAUCGCCCGCAAAUAGUAAACCCAACUAAUCCACCCUUCGAGCAGGUACAAUACACGCCUGUUGACUUGGACUACGAACGCGGAGCCAAUGCACCUUCAACGACUCAUAAGACUACUUCGACUACCAAGCAACGUGUCACAUUCUAUUCGCCAUCUCAAACAGGUGUAUCUGCGCCCGAAGAUGCUUAUAAUGUGGUAUCACCACAGCAGGCUGAACUGACUCAACUACAGCGAGAGAAGGACAUACAAACUGAAUUGAAAUCUCACCGUCAGCAGGCAUCGAAUCAACGUCCUUUAUACAACCAGAAUGAGAUACCCGACAGUACCGUGGAGUAUGAGCCCAAUCCAUAUCAUGUGCCGUCGGAACUGCCACCACUAACACCCAAUCUGCCAGGUCUAGUGAAUAAUUUGCAAGAAAAGGACAAACAAAAUGCUGUAAGCGAACUUGCAACCACAACACCGAAUCAGCCAGUCGAAGAGUUACCUACGCGCCCGACGAGACGUCCAAUCAAUCGUAUUCGCAAACCAGUCGUAACAUCAUCGGUUUCCUACUCUGAAGGGGAGACGUCCACACGUCGCCCCACCCAGCGUGUGCGUCGCCCAUUUGGCGCACGUGCAACAACCGCAAGUCCUGAUGUUGAAGGUGAAGUCACAUCAACAACACGCCGUCCAUCGUCAGCCGCACGCAACCCAUUAAUACGUAAUCCCAAUCGCAUACGUUACCAACCCACGCCAGAGGAACGACAGUCGUUGCGCACGAAGCAGCGUAAGAAGUAUGGCAACUCUGGCAAAGAUGAAGAUUUGGACUACCAACGCGAUGUGUUGAAUCAAAAUUAUCCAGUCAUAAAACCAUUAUCAUCACGCACGCCGUCGAGCCCCACCGCAAUACCAAGCUCAUAUGCAGCAAAUAUUGGCUCUGAAGCACCUACCUCGGAGACCCAGCAGGUGUAUACCGUGACACCGAGUAAUACCGUGGAAACAAAUGAACAGACCUUCCCUGCCGGCAUGUUAGAACCAAUGCAAAUCGCCCAACAGUAUAGUCAGUAUACCAAGGACAACUUUGGUCCGGGUUAUUUCCCUAAUCAGGAAGAUUUAAGUCCCACAGAACCGAUUAUACGUAAUGAGAUUAAUCCGGUGUUCACUACUUUGCCAAGCUCCACUAGUACUACCACUACCACAUCAACCACUACGACAACAACUGAGGAACCAGAAGUAACCACAAGACGUUCACCAUUCAUACGCAGAAACUAUCCACGUUUACGCACCACAACUACCGAAACGCCAACCACAUCUACCCCAGAAACAGAGACGAAAUCAUCGUUACGGCCACGCAUACCACCACGUAAGGUGAUCAAGGUACGGGCACGCACACGACGCCCACUGACACAGGCUUCAACCACAAGUAAUCCAGAGGAAGAAGGCGAGGUCGAAGAGCCCAAAACCAACCUCCGCAAAAUAAAUCGUUUCAAUCAUGAUUUGUAUGAAAAUGACGCCACACCACCACAGCGACGCCGACAAAGACCGACCUUCCAGCUGGAUGGUCAAGAGUCGCAAUGGUCGCCAGCAUUGAAAUUUGGCAGUAAUCAUCACUUCAAACCGACAAAUCCCAAGGAGCAGAAGAAAGAGAAUGAUCACAAGUUCGAGGAUGAGCCUGAAAUUGUAACCGUUGGACCUGAGGAUAGUAAGAAUGCGGAUAAUUAUGAAGUGAAGGUAUCCGCCAAUCUUGGAGAGGCAAAGCCAACACUUAAGGCGCCCAAUUUAAAGCCCGAAAAAUCGUUUGCCGAACUUUUGGAAGAAGUCAUGGGCAAGGCACCGGAGGAGAAACCACUCGAAUCAGACGAGGAGACCACCCAGCGCACCACAGAUGGCACAUUCUUUGAAUCGCAGAAAACAACGAUAUUCAAUCGCAUCAAUCGGCGCAACAAAUUCAAAAAACUCAAAUUGCCAACCGCACAAAACAAUGAAAGUUUCGAGACAGCCGAAUCGCAAGGACUUGGCUCCCAACUCUACAAUUCUCUCUACAAUCAGGAUAAGUCCACAGAUGAAUUAGUUAAGGAACUCAAGACGACCACACCACUAACGCCACUGCCGACUACACUUACCACAACGCCCAGCCCUGUGAGCACACAGGCCAACACUGAACCGACAACUGCCGAACAGCUAGAAGUUACAUCCUUUGCAACGACGCUCGCCAUCGAUGAAGCCAUUGACAAAACUACCGUUGCACCGGCAGAGCAAGAUGCUGAAGGAGUGACUGUUGAGAGCGCCACGCGACGCAUGGAUGAAGCUGUCGAUGAUUUAGAAUCGCAGCCCAGUAUUUUCUCCGAAGUCAAACGCCAACUACAUGAUCUAUUCGCCAUCGACGAGUCGGAGGAUCAUGCGGUAACUGCAGCUUUGGCGGCAGUUGGCAAGCGACGACAAGAGUACAUGAAUAUUAAACGCACCAAAGCCGAUACAACUACACAGGCGAUGAAUGCCGAAGUGACGGCAACUACAGAGCCAACGCCGACUGUGAAGGGCGCAGCAGCAGACGGUAAAGCUAAGAAAAACCUGAUGGAUCAAGUCGUCUAUGCGACAUCCACAUCGAUGAAGGUAACUUCCGAAACGGAGAUUUGCUAUCGCGGACGUUGUAUACGCUCCGAGGAUUUGCCGGCGAAUCAUAAAUUGAAUUGAUGAGAAAGGAAGAUAUAAGAAGGAAGGCAGAAAGGAAGCUUAAGAAAUCAUAGAUUUGAGUGUACAUAUUCGAAAUUUAUUGAAUGCGAGUUGCUCGAAAUCGUGGGCGUACAGAGAGGAGAUUGUGAUAAUUUGAAGAAAAGAGCAAUGCUGAAAAAUUAAAAUUUUAUUAACUACACUAUCUGCACUAAAAACAUAUGUUAACAUAUUUUGGGUAUUCUUAAUAACAGUAUAUUAUCUUAGUAAAUAUAUUCAAAUGUAUGUUGUAGUUACACUGUAGAUUUUUCUGAAGUUUUCCUCUUUUCCAGUGCGCGCUGUCUCUGUCAAUCUAUUCGUAAGUUAGUUUUUAGAUUUUUUAAUAUAAUUUUACGAAAAUCUAGUUUAAUUUCUAUUGGAAAUGAUAAAACAAAAACCUGUGACGCGUCCAGCAUGUUUUUGUAUCAUUCACAUUUAUAUUACGUAUUUUAAGUUAAAUUUUAAUUAUAAAAAAAGAAAGUUGUAAUACAGU
Messenger RNA from Ceratitis capitata (Mediterranean fruit fly), 6603 nucleotides. Its product is annotated as mucin-5AC. The coding region runs from base 1077 to 6095 and encodes 1672 amino acids. Lineage: Eukaryota; Metazoa; Arthropoda; Insecta; Diptera; Tephritidae. The record is from RefSeq and is a predicted model, not a curated record. The transcript is spliced from 7 exons.